This is a messenger RNA of Chondrus crispus (carragheen), 1740 nucleotides long. RefSeq lists its product as hypothetical. The record is from RefSeq and is a predicted model, not a curated record. Lineage: Eukaryota; Rhodophyta; Florideophyceae; Gigartinales; Gigartinaceae. Gene Ontology annotation, cellular component: Cdc73/Paf1 complex. Gene Ontology annotation, biological process: transcription elongation by RNA polymerase II. The transcript is spliced from 3 exons. Bases 1 to 1740 code for a protein of 579 amino acids. Gene Ontology annotation, molecular function: RNA polymerase II complex binding; chromatin binding.
AUGAGCUACGGUACCCAAUUCUUGCUGUACCCAGGGGCACCCUUGGGUACAGCAAGCAUUUUUGGGUCAAAGAUGUGCAGGACAUCGCCCUGCCUGGUGAGAACCCUAAAUUUUCUGAACUUUUUGAUUAUGUCGAACCCAUACGAUCAGAUCCUGCGAUCGUCUGUACCGCAAAAGCCGCAACGCGCGCCAGUUAGAGACUCCCAGCCUUCUUCCUCCGUACUAUCAAGAGCAAAGAGAAUUCGACCAGUCCCUAAACCUCCUAUUCGCUUCAAUGUGCGCCCACGUUUCCGCUUUGAUUUGCCGGACCCGCCUAUGGACCCAAAAAUGUUAUUAGGUCGCCUCUCCACUGCUUCGUAUUCACGCCCCGUGUACUCUGAUCUUGAAAAAGACUUUCGACCUCCCGCCAUACCCGCAGAUCCAAAGUACGGGCUACGCCCAAACCUUGUGGAAAACGCUCUUUACAGAAAAUCAAAUGAGCUCUCCAUGGACGAUAAUGCCCUUUUGUUUUCUGUCAUGGCUGGAAGACCCGGUUACACUAGUUCGAGGACAGGCCCCGACUCAAUAAGGCGAGGAUCACAAAAGAUCGGUGUACGUCCACCACAGCAGAAGCCCACCACCACAAACCCAUUCCUGCGAGCUAUGAGCUACGAUGAGUACCAAGGGUCGUCGAGCGUCACACGUCAUAUGCUUUCUGCGAAAGAUGACGAAGACAAGGCGGCAAAACUAGCGAAUGAUAUGAAGCAUGAUCCCAAACUUCGCGAACGUCGCAGACGUGCUAUGCUGCAUUCGUUUGAAGCGGCUCGACAGCGACCGAGGCACCCCGACCGAAGAAAGGCACACCUCAAACCUGUUCAUGUUGCACCUGUUUUGCCAGAUUUUGAUACUCUAGGCCAAGCGUUUGUGGCGAUUGAGUUCGAUAAAGAUGACAACCUCACACAUCUGGAACGUCAGCGGGAAGAAAGUGAAGCAACGGACGAGUCUGAGCGCACCUUCACGGUCAUCCCUGUGGGAAAGUCAGAUCUCAAUGAUCGGCAGAUAAUCGCAUGCUACACUCCAAGUGGACACACUAUCGCGAGACGAAAGCACCUGCGAGAAGAAGAUGGUCCAAACGCAGACCGCGAUCCGAAGAAGAUUCGCUAUGAUGAUGAAGAGACAUAUGAUUGGAUUGCGGAAUACGCAGUUCGAGAGACAAAAAUUGGGAAUGGGUAUAAAAGCAGGAAUACACUCGCCAGGUCUUGUUUUGCGGCAGUAGAGUACACGAAAGCGGACAACCCAAAAGUAGGAGUGGUGCUGUUUUCCAGGAUUGACGCGACCUGGAAACUGUCCAAACGACCCGGAACGAUAGAAAAGUUUGGAAAGCCAGGCCUAAAACUGAAGAGAGAUAAUCAGAUGCAACCGGAUGAAGAUUUCCAACGCGAUUUGAUUGCUGGACGGACAGGUAACGAAAAAGAACCGAAAAGUGUAAAUGAAUGGGUUUUUAGGAACACAAUCGAGAGAAAAACAAGCUACAGAAGUAAGCAAAGGUUUUGGGUUCGGAUGGCAUGCCGAGCAGAACAAAAUACAGUAUUCUGGACGAAAUAUUCUGUGUCUAUGGGGACCAGCUUGCCAAUCCCUACUUUUAGAGAAGGAAGUACAGUAUCAGUAAGAACUGACCACAUAGCCAAUAAUAUGAAGCAGGCAGCGAGAGAACACAUGAACCGUAACGGUAAAAAGACUUCAGUUUUGGGACUGAAAUAG